GCGUGACCAAAGCAAAUAAUAAAUCAGAAUGGUUAAUUCUGAAAAAAAGUCAAUAGAGUAAAGUAAGUUUACUUAAUGUUUCCUUUGCGGUCUAAUAUGAUCGUGACCUUCGCUGUCACAUAAACACGAUUAUCGAACAAGUUUCUUUUCUUUGUUUCGAUUCAAAAGUAAAGAAUGACGUUGCAAGGACGGAUAACAGAGAGUAGUUCCUGUACAACGCAACAUUUCAAACGUAACUUUCAGAUCAACGAAGAUGAAGGUCGCAUCGUUCAAGAUUGUUUUCAUUAUCCUGGCUCUUAAUGCCUUCCCACCCAAGCAGGUCGCUUGGGGCAGCAAAGCCUCUUCGACAUCGGCAGCUAUGAGUAUUCUGUCGCGCUGCCCCCAAAGCAAGUGCUUGGUAAGACACUAACUUUUCCCGCGAAAGUUGGCUGGCUUGAGCCUUGAUGAUAAAAUCAAUUCUUAGUUAAUUUAAUUACUGAGAUGUUGCUUUCUCUUUCUAAUAAAAAUAGACGGAUGCAGUUACUUGUCUUGCUGGAGCGCAGUACAGCGACGCCAAUAACUCAGGUGUGAAGAGGGAAUACGUACCCUGGUCCCAGAGGUUUUUCUUGAUUUUUCUUCGCGAAAGAGAUCAAGAGGAAGCCGUGAAGCGGCGACAACAAGUCGCGAAAGCGACGAGGACAGAGCGAAAACCCUCUGGUUACCUUGGCCUCGAAUCUCACUUUCAUGCAGACAACAGCUGUCAAACGCGUCUAAUUGCUAAUAAAAAGAGUGACCAAUGGCAAUUUAGCAAACACGUGCUUAUCAGCCGCUAUUUUUUUAACCGGGGGUAGACCUGGGGAAAUUAUGUUAUGAACAAACCAUCUCCGUUUGGGUGCUAAAGAGUGAUUUGUUAAUCGGGGUCAAGCUAAAGCAGGUGUUAACAAUGGGCGACAAGAGUCCAGGAAUUAGAACACCACUUUAUAAAGAAACCAACAUUGUUCCAAACGACUGCUGCAGGAUUUGCAGAAUUUAUGUAAAAAUAAAUUGCCGAUCUAAAAUCAACGUUUUUGGGAAUAAUAACAAGGAUUUUUCACAAACAUUGUCAUCUGUUCUGUUCUGUUCUGUUGACCCAAUGCCAAAAAUAACGUUGGUUAGAUCUUUAAUGAUAAAUAUUGAGCGUCGCAGGAAAAUGCAAGCUGCACCGAAAAUGAUUACCUGCUUGUACAAAGUUGUAUGUUUUUUUUCCUACAAGAAAACUUUCAUUCCGUAUUCGGAGAUUUAUAUUUUGCUGCCCUAAACAAGUCAGUUUAUUUAAUGGAAUGACAGUAUUGUAACAGAAAAUGGUAAAUACGUCGAGUCACGAGAUUCUGGUCGUCAACGUCUGUACUGCUUAAACUGGUUGCUGAGACGCCACGGUUUCGCAGUUCGCAGAUAUGCGAGUCCACAAGAGACUUGAGAGGACAGACAACCAAAAUUAUUGCAUGGCGAGGGUAUGAGUAUCCUCUUAAGGAAAGGUACUUGCAAACAGCUGGUAACAACUGAAAUAUUAUACACUUUCCAUGUCCGGUUGAUAAAAUGGUGAACACAUCCUUUCGACUCAAGGCGGCGAACAAAGCUUUCUUUUGUUGCUCAGUGAGACUCAGGAAAGCGCUCAUCAAGUACCGAGGUCAAAAUUUCUUCGAAUAUUCUUUCAGGAACAACAUCCAAGUCAAAAUCUCGAAACAUGGCGUGCCUUUACGUGCCUUGGUCCCGUGCAGAUGUUAUUGCGAGUGCGGUAUACAAACAAUUUUCUUCCCUGGUAGAGAGAGGCAAAAUUUACCUUCAGAAAUGAGGUGUGAAAAUCCUCAGCGUCCCCUCGGUAGUUACAAUUAAACAAGCCAAUCAAAUUGGUUUGCGUGUUUGAAAAAAUAUCAACCAAUCAACGCCCGAGGGUCAGAUCCUGACCCUGUCGUCUGCAUGAAAGUGAGAUUCGAGGCCAAGGUAACCAGAGGUUUUUCGCUUUCUCCUCGUCGCUUUCGCGACUCGUUGUCGCCGCUUCACGGCUUCCUCUUGAUCUCUUUCGCGAAGAAAAAUCAUGAAAAACCUCUGGGACCAGGGUAGGGAAUACGCUGUUAUUUACUAUUUUGAACGGAAAAGAAGUCUCUUCAAGCUUAUGUUUCAAAAGCAAAACCAGCAAUUUUUCAAGAUGCGAAUAAUUAAAACUUUUUCCUGUCUGAAAUAAACCAAACGUAAAAUCUCGUUUUUUCGGCCUAAUUAUAAACUUGCCUUAUGACUCUAAACUCGCGGCUAUUUACUAAAUAAACGGCUUCUUAAUGAAGGAGAGAUGUCGCGGAUUACUACUUCAUUAAUUCAACUUCUCAUAGACAAUUAAUCACUGAUUUUAUUAUUUUUCUAAUUAUUUUUCUAAUUGGUAUCUGUUUAUUUGACUUUAGAUCAGGCAAAAAAAGUGGAAAAACUAGAGAAAGAGGUGAGUUUCUAUUUCUAAACGACGCUUAGUUCUAGGAAAAAACGUGCAAAAAAGGAAGGUAUUUCUUCAUGUCAUUUAACAUUCUAAAAGAUUCUUUACCGAUUUCAUUUCUUUCUUAUCCGAUGUUCACCAAGAUAGGCGUUUUUUUUGGUUAUCUUUUUUACUGGCGUUUGUUUCAGUCCAAAAAAAUUUGACGCACGAGAACAAUAAGCAUCAACGCCUAUUCAUCCCAAUUUUGGGGCUUUACAAGAGUCUGUCUUUAAAAGUAACUUAGUUUAUUGAUCUGAUAGUCGUAUUCAACAGCUAGACAAAUCAAAAGAGUUUCAAGUGAGCAUUAUUAAUCCUCUUCUUGUUCUUCUUCUUAUUUUAUUUUCAUUUAUUUAUUUCUUUAUUUCUUUAUUAUUUUUUGAACUCUCCUAAAGGUCGCCAACUUAAAAGCAGAACUGGGAAAGGCAGGCAAACCUUCUGGCUUCGCUAUGCUUGACAGCAAUGGCCGCCUGCCCCACAACCUUCUUGUAGCAGGUUAUGAUAAAUACUCUGCCUACGACUUGGCGUGGCAGUCUCUCCACAUGGCGGCUGCUGCUGCCUGCAGAGGUAGCACAUCUUCAGGGGGAACUGGUUGCUGUCCAAACCAAGUGAUGGCCAGAAACAGAGCUGACAAGAAGACUUGUGCUCAGAUUUGUGCCCAGACUGCUUACCGCAACUGUGACGCAGAGGUUUCAAUCUACGGCAAGAAAGGCAAGGCCACAAAGAAUGGAAUGGUCGUUGGCGCGUUUUACAACUACGGUUGUAGCAGUUAUCAUGUUGCGGGGGGAAAUGAGGUGUCCAGUUCUGACGAAACUGUCAUGAACUACAGUGAACCUUAUUUCAGCUUCUGUUGCUGUCGAAAGUAGUAUCCACAACAGUUCUGUUACCAGGGCGAUUAAACUCAUCGUAGUCGGGAAGUAGAUAAUAACUAUGUAUCGCCAUUUAUUUCUGGUAA
Porites lobata is the source of this 3428-nucleotide messenger RNA. NCBI's taxonomy places the organism in Eukaryota, Metazoa, Cnidaria, Anthozoa, Scleractinia, Poritidae. The record is from the annotation of a GenBank genome assembly.